CCGAGAGUGCAAAAAAUCUCCAACCGACAGCUGCGAGCGCAAAUUCGCGAGCGGAGAAAUUCAUGUUCGCGAUACUGACGUUCGAUUCAUUCGUGCACUCCGAGCGCUCUUCGGGCCAGAACGAUGAGACAGACGCGAUGGUAAUUCGAUGUCAUUGGAGCAGGAAGGCGAGAGCGCGGAAAGUGCAGAGGCGGAACGGGAGUGCAGACGAGUGCAGCUCCACUCGAUCCGCGACAGACGUACGCGCGUGGUACGGGCGGAAGGAGGCAAGAAGCGACUCGAGGAAAAAGUGCGGGCGGUGCGAUAAGGGCACACGUAUAUGCGUGUAUGUGUGUGUGUGUGUACGCGCACGAAAUUCGCGUGUUUCGCAGUUUGGCGGCCCUGAUUCGCGAUCGACGUCGUCGUCGUCGCGUUGACGCCAAGUGUUGCAAUCAGCUGCGGCGUGCGUGCGCGAUCGCGAUCUCACGGAUCUCUCUCUCUCUCUCUCUUUUUCCUUCUCACUCCCCUUCUCCCUCCGUCUCCUUCUUUCUCCGUCGACGACGAAAUCGUCCCGUAUAGCUCUCGCGCACUCGACUCGCACGUCUCGCUCGCUCGUUCGCGAGAUCGCCGUCGAUACUGUCUCAAUCGCACGCACGCACGCUUCGCUCCGCUUCUACUCGCGAGAACCCGAUACGAUAUCGAGCAACGGUGGGUUCGCGCGUGAUACACUCGAGGAUACACGACGACGACGACGACCGUUGCGCCUCUCGACGUCGCGGUAAGGCCGACGAGGAGCGGGAGAUGCACCGUCGUGGCCGUUAAUCGACGAGAAGGCCGCGCGGGUCGAUGAGGACGACGAGCAGCAUCGGGCAGCGUCAGCCACGUCAGAAUGCAGGCGAACGACGAGGCCUACGAUAAGAAUCCCGCCGCGGAGGACAUCCGCGUCUCGUUCGCCGAGGAUGACGACGAGGCGGACCGCGCGUCCACCUCCGGCGAGAAAUCGCCCGCGGAACCAGCCCCGUCCACCCUCGACGACGACUACGGCUGUGAGCACUACAAGCGGAAGUCCAAGUUCGUGACUCCAUGCUGCAACAAGGUGUACACAUGCCGAUUUUGUCACGAUGAGCAAGAGGCGCAUACGGUGAACAGGAAAGAAGUGACGGAAUUGAUAUGCGUCCUCUGCGACACCCGUCAGCCCGUACAAGCCACCUGUCAAAAUUGCCAUUGCCGAUUCGGCAAGUACACAUGUCUCGAAUGCAAUCUCUUCGACGACGAGGAUAAGAAUCAGUACCAUUGCGACGGUUGCGGCAUAUGCAGGGUCGGUGGUCGCGACAGAUUCUUUCACUGCGCCAAGUGCAAUAUGUGUUUGCCGGUUCAGCUGCGGAACGGACAUACGUGCAUCGAGAACGUGUCGCACGCCAACUGUCCGGUGUGCCUCGAGGAUAUCCACACGAGUCGCAUACCCUGUCACAUUCCCGACUGUGGCCACUUACUCCACCGCACGUGCUUCGAGGAGCUGCUGCACUCCGGCCACUACGCUUGCCCGACGUGUCAAGUAUCGCUCCUGGACAUGACCGACCUGUGGAAGUUCCUGGACACGGAGGUAUCGCUGACGCCGAUGCCGGAAGAAUAUCGUGACUACAAAGCCGAUAUCCUGUGCAAAGAUUGCCACGAGGNCCGUAGAACCCCCCCCCCCCCACAAAGUUCUGUGAGAAAUUCCCUCUUCCCGAGGGAAGGAUCACCAGGCGCUAACAGCGAAUUAUCAACGUUGUUUCAGGAAUCCACGGUAAAGUUUCACGUGGUCGGGUUGAAAUGCUUAAACUGCGGCAGCUACAACACCUGCAGAGUGAAAGGCUCCCCUUCCCCAGACCCGGACACGUCGAACGAAGCGGCCGGCGGUAGUAGCACGGGCGAGGAAGAGCAAUCCUCCAGUAAGUAAGGCCAAAGUUCAAGGUGUUGUCCACGAAACGGAUCCGUCGAUCGAUCGGUCGAUUGAUCGUGGAUCGGUCGGGAAUGGCAGCGAAAGCGCGGAGGAAGAUCACGCAUACACACAUACACUUAUAGACGACACCGAAAGAGUAUUUGUACUUUAGACGAAUAUUACUCUUUCUAAUGUUUUUUGUAGCGAAUUGCAUUUUUAUUCGUACUCUAAGGUGGUAACUCACCGACGUGACCGAGUAUUUGUUUGGCCGAAUGCAGGUUACGAGUACGUGAAACAAAUGAAAAAACAAAAUCAAGGAAAGACGAACUACCAUUGUUUUAAUGAGCGAUGACGACGUCGUCGAAAUUGAUAGUUAAUUAUUUUUUAGCGAUUAUUUGUGAUACGCUGUAAUACAAUUCUCUAGACAUCCGAGCGGACGCGGGUCGCUUCGUUUACGCGGGCCUCUCGCUGACGAAGGUGAAGCUUAGACGCGCCCGUUCGUCGCGAAUCGCGAUUGACGAAGAGCGCUAACGAUGCGAUCGGCGUCCGCGGAUAAUUCAUAUCUCCUUUACGCGUGCAUCAUGUUUGCGACGCUACGAUCGUCGAAGGAGCACGAUCGCAAUCGCUAUUGUUAGUUAGUUUUUCGACGUUUUUAUCACACACACACACACACGCACAUAUAUAUAUAUUUAUAUAUGUGUGUGUGUGUGUCGGUCAUCCCGGACUCGUCGCGCGAGUUCCAGCCGUGCGUUCUCGAGUGCACUUUCGAAGUCGCGGGUUUUCUUGGCGAAAUUAUGACAUUCGGCAAAAAGACCUGGUGUCUCAUCUCUCGUCUCUUCUUCGUUUCUCGAAUUUGCAACGUUAACCCUUUGCGGUCCGAAUUGUUUUCGACUUUCCUCCUCGACCCGUAAAAGUUUACACUUACUCGGCAAUAACGUUGUCUAGAUUUUAAUGUUUCGGUAUAUGUGUUAAUUUCAAUAUUGAUACAUGUAUUUAUAUGCAUUUUAAUUUAAAUGCCUUAGUUGAUUACCUAGUAAAUAUCAACCAACGGUAACAUUACAUCAAUAUUAUAAUUUCCCACUCAACAGUAUAAGUGUAAUAUAACACGUGUUAUAUACGUUACAGUUACAUUGUCGAAUGAGAAACUUAUAAUAUUGAUAUAAUAUUGCUGUUGGUUGGUGUUGACUGAGUAACGUAACAACAUAUUUAUAGUUGUAUAUUUGUAUUGACUGCAUAUUAUUAAUGAUUAGAUAGUUGGUUUGUAGAAUUGACUAAAACGAGACGCGAUAUCCAGGUAGACUCAACAAAGGAUUAUACAUGUCGCGGUAGUUCAUUUGGAAUUUGGAAAAUACCGACUACAUUCAACACGUUCGCUGCCAACUACGAAUAUACUCGUAUGUCGAUUUGACUUCUUAUGCCAAGCACGAGUUAAUCCGCAAUAUAAACACGUUAAUUUGAACCCUUGGCUUGUGAAUAAAGCGGAGCGCACGUAUGGGGGCUUGGUAGAAGGAAAAUCAUUUCAGCAAAAGUAUAAUAUAUUAUAAAUAAUCAUAUAUUCAUAUUUAUCAUAUAUUAUAAAUAAUCUUUCUUUUACUAGCCGUGGCGUAACUGAAAAUUUUUAUUUAGACUCUGACUCUGAACUCAAGUUGCAUUGAGAAUGAGAAUGAGAAGUUGCGAUACGAGAUUACUCGUAAUUGGCGUAUGAAAUAAAAUUCUGUCUGAUAAGCCAGCUACGAGAUAACUCGUACUGGCCCUGUAGAAGUGAAGAUGCUUGGCGCGCGGUAACAAACUAUGCCCGAGGAGCAUGGCAGCGAACGUGUUAAAUAACUAACUUAAAAUCGGUUCAGUAACAUGUGUGUAGCCUUCAUAUUAAGCCGAACAAAACCGACAAAUGCAACAAUUUCCGUUGUAGUAACUAUUGCAGUAUAAACAAUGACCAAGUUGACACGGUAAUCUAAGUAUCCUGAGUAUCAUACGGAUAAGAUAGUCUACGUUUACACAAUCAGCAUAAAAUUGAUCCGAUAAGUCUCGAUGUUGUAAUUACCAGUGUUAUAUAUAUACAUAUAUAUACGUAUGUCAUAUAGUAUAGUUAUAAUUGUUUAUACGACGCAAGACACUAAUAGUUGCAUCAGGAAUCGUUAAAUCGGUUUCACGCUGGUCAUGUAAACGUAGUGUCACGCGCAUUGAACUAAAGAACAUACUGAGCACUGGUGUGGUGGGAGUCUGGCCUGUUAGGCUGUGCGAAAAAGUCCACGUCUAAGUAAUAUUUCGCUCUCUGUCUUACUAACAUGCUAUAUAAUCUACAUAGGCUAAGAUAAGACAAAGACAGACACAAACAGACAAAGACGGAAAUACUACUUAGAUACUACUUUCUCUCUCGGUACAGUCAUCCGCCAGAAACAAAGGCAGUGCUCAUUCCAGUAUGUUCUUUAGUUAAGUAGUUACGCAUGUUCUUAACCCCUUACGUGGCAAGUCCAUGUGGCGAGCAGUAUGAAAAAUGUGUUUAGGCCAUAUAUUGACUACCACUGAUAUGACUUAAAGUUUUUGAGAUCGCUGAUCACGAAUUUGAACUUAAACUUUGUAAUCAGUGAUAUAAAGAACUUCGUAAAAAAAAUAGGUUUCAUAACAUUCGGAUAAAUUUUGAUUUUCUGCCAAUCACAUUGGGUCCACCAUUCUGAAUGUGGAUAUUUUUAACCUUAAAUUUAGCAAACCAAAGAACUCUUAAAUACCGGGUUUCAAUCACGUAAGUUUUGAUUCUUUGGUCGCCAUAUUGGGUCCGCUAUUUAGAAUUUUGAUAUUUUGACCUCAAGUUUAUAUUCAGCUAGUUGAAAACCCGCUAAAUACCCGGUGUCUUCAGAAUCCGGUCAUUUUUUUUUUUUUGACCUGCCAUCAGGGGCACAAUAGUGAAAUUCUAAAUUGCCACGUGAAGGGAGGUUAAACCGUGUUUUACGCUACCCGUGUGAACGUGGUUACUGUGAUCAAAACUAUGAGGGAAGUCUCUCGAGAACGCUGAAAAAUUCAGCUCCAAGUCGCUCGGUAGAUCAAUUUUACGGACGGGGGUUCGCGCGGCGAGUCCUCGACGAUCCUCUUGCGUACGUAUAUAAUUUAUGCAUACUUCUCCUGUGUCUUAGCUAUACUUAUUCCCGAGAUAGCAACUGCGUCGAUUAGCUAAUUACACCUAAGAGAAUUGUUAAAAGAAAUCGUUGAAGAAACAACAAAAAAAGCACACAUCGACCGAGCCCUCAGGAAGAGAGGGGAGCGGAGGUGGGCGGAAUUCCGAGAAUGUUUCGGAGUUUCUCCGGUUAUCGAGGCAUUGUGGUACGGCGGUGUCACCCCAUCUCGAUGUAUUCUGCGCGCAAUGUACUCUCGCUCCGAUUUCACGGGAACGCUGCAGCUUCGCCGACGACACGCACCGUCCGAACCACGAUCUUUUCUCGCGCAAGUGCCGUCUCGUCGUCGCUUCUCCGAGGCUCGUCCGACUUCACACGCAGGGAUUCUAUCGUAUCGAGAUGCGGGCGCGAGAACGUCGACGGGCCUAACUAAUUGUAUUACUUCGACACUCGCAAAAAUCUCGACAGAAUCGUGCAGAAUCCGCAUAUACACACACACACACACACCUAGAGAGACAUGUGCGCGAGGCGAAGCUUGAACAAGCAAGACGACAAAUGAAAAUUGCCGUUUGUGCGUGCGAAUCGUCCUCGAGAAAAGUUCGCAUCUUAGUUAAAUGCGACACAUUCCGUUUCGUUUCCAAAAAGUCAAGAUCUCACUCUUAGUCGUAAUCUAGUCGAGGAGGAUCGAGCGCACUCGCCGCUCUCAUAUAAAGAUCUUUUCUCUCUCUCUCUCUCUCUCACACACAAACAUAUACACACACACACGCGCGCGUGCGCGCCGGGGUGGCACACGCCGAUGAUGCAAUAACGAGAUAUCAAUAUAGCGAAUAAUUGAGGGGGGGGAGGGGGCGAAGGAGGAGAAGAAAAAGCAUCUUCUCCAGGCGGAUAGUGAAGUAUCGUGUAUGUGACGGGUUUUGAUGCACGCGUGUAUACACAUACAGGGUGUCCGAAACUUCGCGACUUUGAUCUUACCGAGAGGUGCUUCGAGCAAUUCUGAGUUAAUCUUCCCGCAACGAAAGUGCCGAGGUAUCGAUAGUUUCCGAGAUGGAAGCGAUCGGGAAGAACGAGAUUUCCCGCAAAGCUCAAGCAAAUCAAAUGGGUGACAAAAAUCAUCUCCUUCGGUCAAUUUUAAGUGGGUUUAACUUUACCAGAAGUUUAUUUUGAGCCUAGGCUGGUAUUUCUAGUCGGAUAUUAUAUUUAGAAUUGUGUCAAGAUCACUUUUGGAUGCUCUAAAGCCAAAGAAACGCUCCCGUAGCGUCUGAAGAUGAACUUGAGACGAUCUCAAAUACAACAUCUGACUAUGAAUAUCGCUCUCAAUUACAAAGGUAUGUAUGGCGUCACGAAUAUUAACCUCCCUCAACAUUUCCGACGAGGAAAAAUUGUCCCCAAAUUGCUCCGAGAACCUCAAGGUAAGAUCGAGGUAUGGGACACCCGGUAUAUGCGCACACGUCACACACGGACGUUUUUCCCGAGAGGCAUUCUUCUUCUUCUUCUGAUACCGGUGAAUAUUCGUCAUCUAUGUAAUGUAAACCUAGGUAAUCUGUUUUAAUGUAAUUCUAUGUAAACGCAAUUAUCUAGAUGGAGUACUCGCGACGGGUCGUCGUCGCGGCGUCGAUCGUGAAUCUUGCUGUUCUCUUGUCGCGAUUUGAUACGAGAUCACCUCCAGUUACCGAACGAGACGAUAGUUUCCACUAUGUGCUAUGUGUUACUCUGUACACACACAUCUCUGUCUUUCUUUCUGUCUUUCUUACACGACGACACGACGGUUCGGCGACACUCGACACUUCGUGUGGCUUCCCCUCGAACGCGACGAUAAUCGCGAGAUUUUAAGAAUGCAUUUUAGACGCGAUCGACUUCGGAAGGAAAAGAGAAUCAACGCGAACACUCAGUCGACCCGCCGUAAAUCUCUCAUUUCUUACACUUGGCGUCUAAUUUUUUAUGUACACUCAGUUGCACGUGUACCUAGCCGUUCCUCAGAACGAGAGUUGAUAGAAUUUUCCUUCCGGACGCAUCCGUUCCCAGAUAGUCAUGCAUCGUGAUUGUUGAUUAGUCGAAGAGACGAUGUGUACUCGAACGGUGUCACCUUGACGUUUCCUUUGCAUUCGUAAGGAAAGUUAUUUAGUAUCUCAUAUGUUACAUAUAAUCGGUAGAAACAUCAUGUGAUUAAACCUGAUGUGUGCUUAGAAACGAUUGAAGAAGAUAACAAUACUUUAAAAAUUAAAUACAUUAAACAAUACAACAAAAACAUUAAAUAAUACAAAAAAAUACAUUAAAAAAAAGCCUUAAAAAACGCUCGACUUCAUUAUUAUUAGAUAGUUUAAUUUCCCAGUAAACACCAACUAACAAUAACAUUGCGUCAAUAUUAUAAUUUAUCUCUCAAUACUAGAACACCAAUACGACGACUGAGAAGGAAUAAAACGUGGGAUUCAAUGAAAAUGGGAUUUUUAAUUCGGUAAGCACUAAUCAAUAGUAGCAUUAUAUCAAUGUCAUUACUAUUCAACAAUUUACUAUGCAACACGUGUCGUAUUGCAUAUAAAUUGUUGAGCAAUAAAUGUUGACAUCGACGCUACUGUUAGUUCGUAUUUAUUGGGAAGUUGAAUCAUUCGAUAUAGUAAAGAAAUCAUGCAUAAUUUUUAAGGUAUUGUCCUCUUCAAUCGUUUCUGAACACACGUUGGAUUUGAUCGUAUCACCGUCCUGUCGAUUACUUUGAAUGAUAAUACUUAAAAGUAUAAUUCCUUAUGAGUGCAAACGAAACGUCAAGAUAUCGCAGCUGCUCGGAUACAUCGUUGCCGUCCCUUCGACCGAUCAAUAGUCACGAUGCUUAUCUAGGAAUACUUCCAGAAAAUAUUUAGUAACUCUCAAUCUAGAGAAACUAGGCACAUAUGUAACUGAGUGCACUUGGCGUCAUUGCUGUGCCGCUUGAACGAGGUAAUCAAGAGAGCCAAACGACGGCAAAGCAAAAAUACAAAUGAAUUAUAAAUGAUUCGCAUUUAAUCAAAAUCGAGCUCGAUCCGAGAUUCUCACGAUUUUUAUGAAAUCCCGCAUAAUCGGCGAUUUAUUUCGUUUUUUCUAAGAAUCGCUACAAGAUCACGAACCAUCCUCUCGAAGUUGAUCGUAUAUCCCGACGGUCUUUCCGAAUUUCUUACAUUUUAAACGUGCGAAAUUCUGCGAGUUCUCACGCGUUUCGGAGCGAUCUCGCAGCACCGGCGGAAUCAACUUUACCAUUCCAUAGCAUUCCACAAGAGCGAAGUGACGGCAGCAGCUCGUCGAAUUUGUAUCGAGUCUAACGAAGAUGCACCCGCGUUUCCGACGACGAACUGCUGGCUGCAAGAUCGAGGAGUUCUUUCGUACAAACGUCCGUUGCGCGAGAACCGAGCGCUUUCUUUCUUUUUAGAGACGAUGCAAGAACGCGGACGUAGCUUGUCACACUUGAUUGAUACACAAGCGAGCAGACACUCCGAUAUCGGUCGGGAGGACGAAGUUUUAUCGAUCGGUGUUUUAGGUGUUCACCUGUCCCGAUGAGAAGCGGCGGAUUACGCUGACGAGAAACACGUGUCGGUCUCGUCGCAAACGCGAUUGUCCCGCGCAUCGUGAGACUAGCUUUCUUCUACUUCUUUUUUCUUCUUCCGACACACACACACACACACACACUUAUACGAAUCGAUAUACGUAGAAUUUCUGUUGUGAUUACCAUCACGAUUUUAUUAUGUUCACUUGUAAAUUAAAUACCAGUUACAAAGGCUCUUUGUACAUAACGGCCGCAAUAAUGCUUUUGUUUUAUAUUACGUAUAAUAUAUAUACUAUUGUAUCAAAUAAAACUUGCUCUCUCUAUCGUUUUCUCUCUCCUCUCCACUUUUCCCCGGGCGGGGGGAUGACAAGAAGCAGAUGAUGACGCGAGACAUAUGAAAUUUUCUCGGAAUUCCCCCUUUCUCUCUCUCUCUUUCUCUCUCCGUACUCAGAGAUUUAUUCGACAUUCCCGAGACAACGGGGAACAUUCUCUUUUUUUCUUUUUCAAGCAUAUUGAUUUUCCACGAGUUCGGUUACAAAGCUUAACACGGUUGCCUACUUCUUAUCAUCCAGCACGUGGCCGAAAAUAUCCGCUUUUCAGUUCACGUCUCCCUUUCUCGCUCCCUCUCUCCCUCUCUCUUCGUAUCUCGGUGAAAACGGCGCGACGGGCACGCGGCGUCGUGGCCCUCGCGCGCACAUAGGUUUGUUUUCUAUUCCUGCACUGACUAUACCGGUUGAAGAAGUGUGUACUGAUGCGUUCUCUAUUCUAGCGGAAUUCAGCGCACGAGUUCACUGAACUGGCCGCCCGGAGUCUAAAACUGAUGCAAGGACCGUUUGAACGGUUACACUUUCAAGUGAGAAUGCACGGAACAUCAAGCGGCCUAUAUUGUUGCAUCGUUAAAUUACCGUGCUUUCACUCCGAUAUUCAAGAUACGCAUAGACGUGCCAAGUGAUAUAUACCUAAACAGUCGAAGUUUACAUUUUACCGCGCUUCUGUUUUCAAAGUUUACUCUUUAGUUCACCGCCCAGUUAUCAGAACAAAAGUUAGAUAGUAAAUAUGAAGUAGGAGCUUUCCGAGAAGUUGAGAAGA
This is a messenger RNA of Dinoponera quadriceps, 9607 nucleotides long. RefSeq names its product RING finger and CHY zinc finger domain-containing protein 1 (gene Rchy1). Gene Ontology annotation, biological process: protein ubiquitination; ubiquitin-dependent protein catabolic process. Gene Ontology annotation, molecular function: zinc ion binding; ubiquitin protein ligase activity. Bases 869 to 1918 code for a protein of 349 amino acids. The transcript has 4 exons. Gene Ontology annotation, cellular component: nucleus. NCBI's taxonomy places the organism in Eukaryota, Metazoa, Arthropoda, Insecta, Hymenoptera, Formicidae. The record is from RefSeq and is a predicted model, not a curated record.